AUUGAUGACAGGAGGGAGCACCAAGCAAUUAUUCUAUAUUAAAUGAGGGCAUCUUAGUUGAGUAUAAGAAUGAUUUAUUUAUCACUCCAAUGCAUUUUCUUUAACAAUGUAAUUUGGUCAAUGUAGACAAUAGGAAUGGAGAGGGUUACUGAAUUUUCUAACAUUACAUCAACUUACAUUUUCCUCUCUUUUGCAGGUAGUCAGUAUUGAUGCAUUGCUUUUUCAAUUGGCAGGCGAUCAACCAGUUGUUGCACAGAAAAUCACUAAACUUCUUCUCCCUUCAUAUUUCCCCUCAGAGGUUAAACCGGAAGAAGCUUGUAAGCGUUGUGUCACCCUUAUAAAGAGGUCUCCUUCAGCUGGAUCAAGGUUUUGCGAAUUCGCUGUAUCAGCAGGAGCCACCCUCCCGUCCUUAAUAAAAUUACUGAAAGUUUUGAUUCAUUUGGUUAUUUCAGAGGAUGAAAACCUGGAAAAAGAUCAGAUUAAUAGUAUGAUUAUUGCCACAUCGCAUCUUUAUAGCCAUCUUAUUAAGGAAACACCUUUCAAGGCUAGUCUUAAGAAACAGCUAUCAGGAAGAACACUACAAACCCUGUUUGGUGCAGCAACUACAACCCAAGCUAAAUCUUCUAUUUGUAGUAUUGUUUCAACAAUUUCUGCAGAUGCCAUUGAUGAUCUUUUUGAAGAAUUCUUGCCCUUGGUAACCAAUUGCAGUGGACUUACUGGUAGUGUGGAAAGGCAAGCUGAGGUGAGAUCAGUACACAUGAUGAUGUUGUCUUGUGGUUGGUUUGAUAAUAUGUUUGAAUCUCUAUCAGAAAUUCUUCAAGAAAUUGUUCACUCUAUGAAUGACUCAGCAGAACAAGAGGCUCCAUCCACUAAACGGAAGAAACAAAAAUUCUCCACCAAAAGAACUUCAAAAUGCAAGUACCCUAACCUGAAAAAGGCAUUGACCAAGACCAAAUUCAGCUCUGCUGACACUUAUGAGAUUGCUGAGGGAAUAGCCUUGCAAGUAAAUGAUCUACUGCUGUUUGAAAGUACAAGAAAAGCUGUGCUAGGGUCUGGAAUAUUAGAAACUGUGUUUCUUGCUUUGAAGACUAUCUCAGAGUUUAGUAUUUUGCAGCCUUGGGAGUGUGGUGACAUGAAUGUAUAUCCACUUUUAGCUUACACAGCUCUUAGCUUGCAAAUGUCUGCAAUAAAUGUCAGUGACUGUGAAGCUAAGCAAUCUUCAAAGAGGAAAGUAGCCACAGAAUCAUCCUCAACCACAAAGGUACAUUACAAGUCAUGUUAAUGUUUUUUUUCCUUUUCAUAUAGGGGAGUUUUAUGGGUCACUUUGGAUGGAAUUUUCUUAGUGUUUUAGAGCACCAAGUCUAUUUCUUAAUGUGUGUGUUUGAUGGUUUAUUAUGCAUGUAAUGUGUAUUUGUGAUUUUAUAUAACAAUGAUAGGAACAAGAUAAUAAUACUACUAAUAAUAAUAGAAUAGUACGGAGUAUUAAAUAGGGUGGUAUUGUAAAAAUGAGGGUCUGGGCCAUGUAAAGAAUUAUGGACUGGCCCAUAAAAAUAGAAUGACUAUAAGAGUAGGGAACAAGGGAAGAAGGAGGCGGUUAUACAGUUAGAGAGCUCUGGCACUCUCGAACUGCCCAGAAAAUUAGUAUAGUUUCCAGGGCCACCAAUUUGCCAGUUGCUCAAAUUUGGUGGAUCUUUGAUUAAAGGGAUAGUAUCACAGCUAUCGAGGUUAUCCCACAAAGUGAAGGCCAAGAACAUGUUUGGGGAAAAUACCAGAAAGAUGUCAGGUAUCAUUGGUUUGUUUCAUCUGAAAAGAGCAGUGAAAAUUCCUGUGAGCCUUUAUCAUCACAGCAUUCUUGCUCAUACAAUCUUCAGUUCGAAGAAUAGGCCAUUCUAUGAGGUGUGAAUGCAGUCAAUGCACUGAUAGAGUAUACCUUAAACUUCAUGGAUCUUUUGGAGAAAUUAUUACAGUACAAACUGUUUGUGAUAUGGAAAGCAGUGAUCUCAAUUCAAAACAGUUGCAAUUUUAUGAGAACAAUUGCUGGGCUACUUGGCAAUCUGAGCAACAGAACAAGCAUUAUGUUCUCAAGAGUAACAACAUUACUCUCCCUGAAGUGAAUUUGGAUAAACCAGGGUGUGGACUGCUUUGUUCAAAAGGGAUAAUAAAAUUUCAAGUACUGAAGCUCUUGAUUCCGCCAUCUAUGAGGUACUGGGAAGGAAGAGGCGCCAGGAUGAAGUUGAUUUCUAGGCGUGUUUCCUAUCACCCACCUUGAGGACAAGGUGGUUGUCAACGUUGAGUAAUGAUAGGAACAAGAUAAUAAUACUAAUAAGAAUAAUAAAAUAGUAUUAUCUAGGGUGAUAUUGAUAAAAAUAUAAGUGGAUAAAUAUAUAAUUGACUGAAAUAUACUGGAAUUAUUUAGGAGAGAAUGCUUCACAAAAUAGA
Messenger RNA from Cuscuta europaea, 2439 nucleotides. The record is from the annotation of a GenBank genome assembly. NCBI's taxonomy places the organism in Eukaryota, Viridiplantae, Streptophyta, Magnoliopsida, Solanales, Convolvulaceae.